Molecule: messenger RNA, 1167 nt
Organism: Sipha flava (yellow sugarcane aphid)
Lineage: Eukaryota; Metazoa; Arthropoda; Insecta; Hemiptera; Aphididae
Product: cysteine-rich with EGF-like domain protein 2
Exons: 8
Coding region: 103-1152 (349 amino acids)
Molecular function (GO): calcium ion binding
Source: RefSeq, a predicted model, not a curated record
CGAAUGACAUGCGUCCGUCGCCAUUUCACUAAAACGUUCGUCAUCGCCCGGCGUUCUAGAACAUUAUUGGAGUUAGCGGAACGGCCCAUGAUAUAAUUGACAAUGCUUCUACUCAUAUUGUUUCCAUUAUUUCAUUUUUUACAUGGUUUGGACGUGUCUAAUUUGGUUCCAAAAGUUUCUGUUGAUACUUCACCAUGUAAAAGUUGUAAAGUAUUAGUUACAUCUUUUGAAAAGGGGCUUGAAAGAACUAAAAAUAAUUUUUUUGGCGGUGGAAAUACAGCAUGGGAAGAAAAAAAUCUUUUAAAUUAUGCAGAUAGUGAAGUUAGAUUUGUAGAAAUUUAUGAUACACUGUGUUCUGAAACUACUCAAAAUCAAGACAUGUGUUUUCAUUUGUCAAGUGAAUAUGAACAUCAUCUAAAAGAAUGGUGGACCAAUGGUCGCCAAGAAGAAUUAUAUCAAUGGUUUUGUGUAGACAAAUUAAAAGUAUGUUGUCCAUCUAAACAUUAUGGACCUGAUUGUUUACCAUGUAAAGGUUAUCCUAAUGUUUGCAAUUUACAUGGCAGUUGUAAGGGUGAUGGAACUCGAAAGGGUAAUGGGUUAUGCAAAUGUAAUACUGGUUAUAGUGGAGACAAUUGUGAUCGAUGUGCAAAAAAUUAUUUUACUACAGUAAAUAAUGAUACUCUAAUCUGUCGAAAAUGCCAUAAAUCAUGUAAAGACGGCUGUAUAGAAUCCGGACCAAAAGGGUGUAAUGAUUGUAAAGAUGGAUGGGUUUACAUGGGUGAAGAUAAGGGUUGUAUUGAUAUUGAUGAAUGCUUGGAAGGAGACGUUUGUACUUCACAAGAGUUUUGUAUUAAUAAUGAAGGUUCAUAUUCUUGUUUGAGUUGUGAUCAAUCAUGUAAAGACUGCUAUGGUGAUGGAAAUGAUAUGUGUUAUAAUUGUGCUCCAGGAUAUUACAUGAAGAAUCAGAAAUGCAUAGAGAACACCGAAUGGACGAGCUCUGAUCAGUCCCGUUACUUAACAUAUGUUGGUUUAGGAUUAGCAACCAUCAUUAUUUUCAUAAUGAAUACAACUAUUGCAAGUAUUGUUGGAGUAUUUAUAGCAGUGUAUAUAAUGGUAGCUGAAUAUAUUAUGAGUGAAUUAUAUAAGCAAUGAUGUUUACAUAAAUAU